AUGGAGGAUCUGGCCCGAGUUAAUCGCUGGCAGAUGCAGGAAGAGUCCCCUCCACGCUUGUCUGCCCAAGAGAUGUGGUGCAGAAGGAGAGGCCUGAGGGCUUCUCAAGGGGCAGCAGGUGAAGAAGCUGAACAUGGAGGUGGGGAAAAAGUGAACGUCGUUCCCAUGGGCUGUGUGUCAAAUGUCCAAAGGUGGCAUUGUACGCAGCUGGUGCGUCAGAUAAGGUGGAGCAACCAGAUCAUCUCCACACUUGAUGCUCAGUCCAGCGCGGCCUACAACAUGUUGGGCUUGGCACAGGAGCUCACGGCUGGCUUCGUGGUAGGCUGGGCCUUCGCCUUCUGGAGGCUGCAGUACGUUGAGGAUAAGAUGGCGGCACAGCAGUUGCAGAAGGCCGAGAGGUCGACUCGGAUCAACCGCGAGUAUGUCGGCGUCUUCUUCACGUACUGGUCUCUGCUGACCUCCGGGGCUCUUUGCAACCGUGCCAAGGAGGAACUUCAACUGAAGAAGCUUCAUCUUCGACUGCUCUCUGUCCGUUUGCGGGAUGUUGAGGCCAAGAAGACCAAGAGCUUGCAAGAGGUGCAGUAUGACAAGACUGAACGAAAGAUGCGAGCAUUGAAAGAGGAAAGAAGUCGCCUGGACUUUAGGUUUCAGACCAUGCCUCCAGUUGAAGCAAGGCAGUCGCUGCACCUUAUCAUGGAGGUCUUCAUGGACUUUCUCAUGGAGUUCAGCAAGCUUCAGAGCCUGGGCUGUCGACACAAACUCCUGGGAAAGGACCUCAUCUUCUUCGCAACCGAUCCUGCGGAAAGGCAGCAGGAUAUCGGCAUGCUCCCUGCAGAGGAGAUUCUUGUCCGGUGGAUAAACUGUAUCUUGGCAGAAGCGCAUCACAGCGCUUCAGUGUUGCUGACUGAUGCAAUGGAUGACGAGAAUGGCAGGUCCAACUGGGCGGCAGCAGACAGUUCCAGCUACGGCUUCCGGUGUCGAGAGGUUCGUGCGAUACCGACGCUCCAAACGAAGUCCUUGGAGGCUUUCUUCCAGGACGGCAAGAUUCUCACUGUCCUUUAUGCGAUGUUCAGGGCUUACAGGAGAAAUAAGAGGAUCUUUGAUCCUGAAGAUCUCGCCGUGCUCGAUGAGAAAGACUCAGAUCGGCGAGCCGCCGCUGCGCAAAAUGCUUUCGUGUCUUUGUCACCGCUUCUCAUUUCCAGGUUCCUGCUGAGCCCAUUGGAUGUUGUUUCCGGGCAGCGGUUUGCGCUGAAGGCAUCGCUCUGUACCACUCUCUUGCGCGAGGCGACGGGCAGUCUCCAGGACUCGUCGAAGAGACCUUUCAAGCAGGCUUCAACCGAUGCAGGCCGCGAGCCAGAAUGGGCAGGAGGGGAGAUCAAAGAGGCAAACUCGAUGGCUACUGUCAUGAGCAUGUUUGAGAAGCUGGUCGGAGGUGCUUGGGAAGGCUUCGUCGAUCUUUCGAGGCUUUGCUUCCCCUGGGAGCCGCUCACAGCUUUGCAAGAGAUGGCCUUGUAUGACAUCUUACGACGCUGGGUGAAUCUGCAGGUCUACGGCGUCUUGGUUCCACAAGCUGACAUACCAGGUGUCAAGAACCUCGGGACGGAUCUUGCUUCCGGUCAAGUUCUCUUGAGACUCAUCAAGGCAGUGGCACCAACCGUCAUCGAGGCAAACGGGAUUUCGAUUGUUUUUACCGGCAAUCGUGGAAAUCAGUGCUGCCGAGAGUGA
Molecule: messenger RNA, 1725 nt
Organism: Symbiodinium necroappetens
Lineage: Eukaryota; Dinophyceae; Suessiales; Symbiodiniaceae
Source: the annotation of a GenBank genome assembly